Sebastes umbrosus (honeycomb rockfish) is the source of this 1165-nucleotide messenger RNA. RefSeq lists its product as uncharacterized. The transcript has a single exon. The coding region runs from base 51 to 1082 and encodes 343 amino acids. NCBI's taxonomy places the organism in Eukaryota, Metazoa, Chordata, Actinopteri, Perciformes, Sebastidae. The record is from RefSeq and is a predicted model, not a curated record.
UAUCAUCACCCAGGUGUGUGACCUACAAACACAGAGAAACCUGUGGCGUAAUGGGCUCAUUCGUAGAGUUUCCCUGCUCUUUUCCCAAUAAUAGUCAGGUCAUCUCAAUAUCAGGAUGGUCCAAAAAAGUGAAACCCACAAUGAAACCUCAACCCUUGAAAGAGAUGCUCGCUUAUUCGCUGCGAAUGAACUACCUUGAACGUGGAAACAAUGACUGCACGAUUAAACUUAGAGAUUUAAAAAAGACGGACGCAUCCAUUUACUAUUUUGUAUACAAUUUUAGAAAAGUUACAGGUGAUAGCGUGACAUGUGAUGGUGUACCUGGUGUGAGACUCAAUAUUUUUGCAUCUCCUGUGAGAAUCCGAUUGGAGAAGCUUGUUGGGGGACCGGAUGUGCCUGUUAAAGAUUGGACAGUGAUGGAGGGUCAGAGGAUAAUGCUGACUUGUGUCUCCACCUGCGCUGCAAAUCUGAACUCCAACCCAAGCUAUAUCUGGUACAAGAACAGACUGCAAUUAAAUGGCAGCAGUGCAAACUCCCCCUACAUGUCUUUGGACCCAAUCAGUGAUGAGGAUACGGGCAGUUAUGUCUGCGCCAUGAUUGGCUACAAAGAUCUCCCCUCGUCUGCUGUCAAUCUCAAAGUCCAGAGACGACCCAGAAACAGUGUGGUGUCUGAAAUCUCUGACGGUGGAUCAAAGGAGGACAGUGUACCGACUCAGACGCAUGGAAGUGAUCUGGAAGCUCAGAACUCGGACCAAUUCUUCAAUAAACGCAAAAGCAGGUUUACGUCCUUCUCUGUAAUGCUUGUAGCCAGUGUUAGCAUCGGAUUGGUAAUUACAAUGAUGGUGACUUUACUAGUCCUCAAAUUAAAGAAGAAGAAGAAGAAAAAGAAGAAAAAGAGGAGAAGAUGUGUUGGUUCAGUCCCUGGGCCUCCCAACCCAGACAGUGACUUCUACAUGGCUCUGGAUAUCAACUCCAUGUCUGCUGACUAUGACACACUGGACACAGUGAUACGCAGUCCAGCUACUGACCAUGUUUAUGAGAACAUACAGCAGCCUGGAAACUCCAGCCUGGAAACUCCCUGAGAUGAGAGAGAGGUUUUACAGCAGCCCACCACCAGUUUUGCAUAUGAUCUCCCAUGUACUGUGUAUGCAUUUCAUGUUAUUUC